This is a messenger RNA of Papaver somniferum (opium poppy), 3755 nucleotides long. Its product is annotated as leucine-rich repeat receptor-like serine/threonine-protein kinase BAM3. NCBI's taxonomy places the organism in Eukaryota, Viridiplantae, Streptophyta, Magnoliopsida, Ranunculales, Papaveraceae. Gene Ontology annotation, molecular function: receptor serine/threonine kinase binding; ATP binding; protein kinase activity. The record is from RefSeq and is a predicted model, not a curated record. The coding region runs from base 425 to 3469 and encodes 1014 amino acids. The transcript has 2 exons. Gene Ontology annotation, biological process: protein phosphorylation.
ACAGAAUGUAGUAGAAGUAGUAGGAAUAAGUUCUUACUUCAUACCAGAUAUAGUCACUCACCACCACUUCAACCUCUUCUUCUUCUCCUCCUCGCCUCUUUUCUCUAUCUAUCACUCUCUCCUUCUUUAAAAACCCUAAAGAGAAGAACAGGAAAAAGUUGAUUCUCAUUACUUAUCUUGCUACCUUCCUUCUUUCUUUCAUUCAUAAUCAUCAUCAUCAUCUCUUCAAUGUGAAGCUUGUUUCUCACUUUCUAAAGAUGCUUCAUUUUCUAAACUCAACUGAACUACAAGUUUCAACUCUUUUUAUCAUCCCUUCUGAUAAAAACUCUCUUACUCAAAUACUUGAACACUUCCCAACACUCUCUGUAAAUUCUUUCGAACCCUUUUUUCACCGAAAAAUCUGAAGGAAAAAUCCCCACUCAAAAUGGUCCUGUUUGUAUUUGUAUUCUUCUCUUUACUAACUACUUCUUCUUCUUCUUCUUUGGCUAAUGAUGCUCUUGUUUUAACUUCAUUAAAACAAGGAUUCGAAUUCGUGGAUCCAGUGCUACAAACAUGGGAUGUUUCAAACCCGGGUUCAGUGUGUUCUUGGGUUGGAAUUCAAUGCAGUCGUGACCGUGUAACCGUCCUCGACAUUUCAGACAUGAAUCUUCGUGGCUAUGUUUCAAAAGAUAUCACAAAGCUUGAUGGACUCGUUUCUCUUUCACUUUCAGGCAACAAUUUUACUGGAGAAAUUGAGUUGAGCAAUUUAAGUAAUCUUAAAUUCUUAAAUAUCUCACAAAAUAAUUUUACUGGAGGUUUAGACUGGGAUUACUCAAGUUUAAGUGAAUUAGAAAGUUUUGAUGCGAAUGACAAUAAUUUCACAGCUCCACUUCCACUUGGGGUUCUAAAGUUGGUCAAGAAUUUGAAGUAUUUAGAACUUGGUGGGAAUUUUUUCCAUGGAAAAAUCCCUUCAAGUUAUGGAAGUUUGAUAAAUUUGGAGUACUUAUCAUUAGCUGCAAAUGAUCUAGAUGGAAGAAUUCCAGGUGAGUUGGGUAAUUUGAUUAACCUCAAAGAACUUUACUUGGGUUAUUAUAGUACUUUUGAAGGUGGGAUUCCUAAAGAGCUUGGGAAUUUGGUAAAUUUAGUUCACUUGGAUAUGGCUAUGUGUGGACUAGAUGGUUCAAUUCCUAACGACUUAGGGAAUUUGAAGUAUCUUCAUACACUUUACUUGUUUGGGAAUCGACUAACCGGUUCGAUUCCGAGCCGGUUAGGGAAUUUAACAAGUUUGGUUAAUCUUGAUCUUUCAAACAAUGCACUUGUUGGUGAAAUUCCAGCUGAGUUCACAAAUUUUCAAAAACUUAGUCUUUUGAAUCUGAAUUUGAAUAGGUUACAUGGUUCAAUUCCUGAUUUUGUUGCUGGCUUUACUUUUUUAGAAACCUUACAAUUAUUUAUGAACAAUUUUACUGGUGUGAUUCCUGAGAAACUAGGACAAAAUGGAAGACUUCAGUUACUUGAUCUUUCUACGAAUAAGCUUACUGGUACAAUUCCUCAGUAUCUUUGUUCUUCUAACCAGCUUCAAAAAUUGAUUCUUUUCAAAAACUUCUUGUUUGGUUCAAUUCCUGAAAAGCUUGGGGUUUGUACUAGUCUUGUUAAAGUCAGAAUUGGGCAGAAUUACUUGAACGGGAGUAUUCCAAAUGGGUUUCUGUACUUGCCAGAGCUGAAUAUAGUUGAGUUACAGAAUAAUAUGUUGUCAGGGAAUUUAUUGGAGAAUUCCGGGGAGACUAGUACUAAACCAGUGAAAUUGAGUCAGUUGAAUUUAUCAAACAAUUUACUUUCUGGUUCAUUGCCAUCUUCCAUUUCAAAUUUUUCUUCCCUCCAAAUUCUAUUACUUAGUGGAAACGAGUUUUCGGGUCCAAUUCCGGUUUCUAUUGGCAAUCUUCGCCAAAUUCUCAAGCUUGAUCUUAGUGGAAAUGCAUUCUCUGAAGAACUUCCUCCGGAGAUUGGGAAAUGUUCACAUCUUUCUUACUUAGACUUGAGUCAGAACAAUUUUUCAGGUCCAAUUCCAAGUGAAAUUUCAAAUAUUCGUAUUCUGAAUUACUUGAAUUUAUCAAGAAAUCAUCUUACUCAUGAGAUACCCAAGUCCAUUGGUUCAAUGAAAAGUCUAACUGGUGCUGAUUUCUCCUUUAAUGAUUUCAUGGGGAAGCUGCCUGAAAACGGACAGUUUUCUUACUUCGAUGCUUCUGCUUUCGCUGGCAAUCCUCGUUUGUGUGGUUCUUUAUUGAAUAAUCCGUGUAAUGUCACUACGGUAAUGGGCAAACCAGAGAAGGUUUCUCGCGACUUAAAGCUCAUUUUGGCUCUUGCGUUUCUCAUAUGCUCAUUGGUGUUUGCUGUGGCUGCGGUAGUUAAGGCUAAGUCAUUCAAGAAAGUUUGUUCUGAUAAAUGGAAAAUGACAACAUUUACAAAGGUGGGCUUCUCAGUUGCUGAUGUUCUUGAAUGUAUGAAAGAUUCAAAUGUGAUCGGCCGAGGCGGAGCUGGAAUUGUUUAUGUUGGUAAAAUGCCAAAUGGUGAAGAAAUUGCAGUAAAAAGAUUACUAGGUUUUGCUAACCACAGUCAUGAUCAUGGAUUUGGAGCUGAAAUUCAAACACUUGGUAACAUUCGGCAUCGGAAUAUCGUUAGACUAUUAGCAUUCUGCUCAAAUUCGACGACGAAUUUACUGGUGUAUGAGUAUAUGAGAAAUGGAAGUUUAGGUGAAGCUUUACAUGGAAAAAAAGGAGGCAUUUUAGGAUGGGAUUUGAGGUAUAAAAUCUCCAUUGAAGCUGCAUUGGGAUUGUGCUAUCUCCACUUUGAUUGUUCUCCAUUGAUACUUCAUAGAGAUGUCAAGUCUAAUAACAUUCUCCUGGACUCAAACUUUGAAGCUCAUGUUGCUGAUUUUGGCUUGGCCAAGUUUCUUGUCGACAGCGGUGUUUCGGAAUGCAUGUCAGCAAUUGCGGGUUCUUAUGGUUAUAUUGCACCUGAAUAUGCUUACACUCUCAAAGUCGACGAGAAGAGUGAUGUUUAUAGUUUCGGCGUAGUUCUUUUAGAACUAAUCACGGGGCGUAAACCGGUCGGUGAAUUCGGAGAUGGUGUUGAUAUUGUUCAAUGGGCAAAAAGAACAACAAAUUGCAAAAAGGAAAUGGUGAUCAAUAUCUUGGAUCCAAGACUAAGUAAAAUUCCAAUGAGUGAAGCAAUGCAUCUUUUUUUCACUGCACUGUUAUGUGUUCAAGAGAAUAGUGUUGAGAGACCAACAAUGCGAGAAGUAGUUCAAAUGCUGUCCGAAUUCCCUCGGCAUUCGCCUUCUAAUUCUUCCACUUCGUCAUCCUCUUCUACAUCGUCGUCUUCAACUUCGAAAUUUUUUCAAAAACAACAAGAACAAGAGCUCAAGAAGAUGGGCAAGGAGGGGAAAGAAAUGGAGUUUCAUAAACUCCCACCAGUUCCAGAUCUUUUGAUCUAAAAAAAGAAAAAAAAUAGUUUUGAGUUGUAUGUUUAAGUAGGAAGGUUUUAUUAGUUACUUACAAUGAUGUUUCAUGUAAUCGCCAUGAAGAUAUAUAGUCUUGCUGCUGCAAUAUGUCCAGAGUUAGUGAUUUUUUCUUCUUUUUUGUUAGUCAUAGAAGAUUUGGUGGGCAAAAGGGAAAUGUGAAGCGAAAUAAGCUAAAGGAGCUGCACUUCUUGUUAAGGGGUGUUAAUAAUAUACGAAAAGAAUGUAUGAUCUGUAAUUAGCUCAACUUCAUUCAUUUUAA